Molecule: messenger RNA, 1353 nt
Organism: Henningerozyma blattae CBS 6284
Lineage: Eukaryota; Fungi; Ascomycota; Saccharomycetes; Saccharomycetales; Saccharomycetaceae
Gene: ALG1
Product: chitobiosyldiphosphodolichol beta-1,4 mannosyltransferase
Exons: 1
Coding region: 1-1353 (450 amino acids)
Cellular component (GO): endoplasmic reticulum
Molecular function (GO): mannosyltransferase activity
Source: RefSeq, a predicted model, not a curated record
AUGAGUACUCUAUUUUGGCUUGGGACCUUAGUUUGUGUUUAUGUACUUGUACCUGCAAUUUUGUUUGUGGGACUACCUUACCUAACAGUAGGCACGAAAUCAUUGAGAAAAAGAGCUAUUGUUUAUGUUAUUGGUGAAAUUGGGCAUUCACCAAGAAUGUGCUAUCAUGCACUAAGCUUAAGCAUGCGUGGAUGGGAUGUUGAAUUAUGUGGUUACGUAGAAGAUGAAUUACCAGACAUUAUUAACGCAGAUCCUAAUAUAACAAUCCAUCGCUUACCAAUUUUAAAAAAUUCAACAAAGAAACCAAAUAUUUUAUUUAUGAUUAAGAAAGUAAUCUUCCAAAUAAUGGCAAUUAUUGGCCAAUUAUGGAACCUACGAGGAAGUGACUACUUGCUGAUGCAAAACCCUCCAAGCAUUCCAAUACUUCCAUUAGCUGUAAUCUUUAGAUUGACUGGCUGUAAACUAAUUAUUGACUGGCAUAAUUUAGCAUAUUCUAUUUUACAAUUAAAAUUCAAAGGUAACUUUAAUCAUCCUUUUGUUUUAAUAUCAUAUGGUAUAGAAUAUUUCUUUAGUAAAUUUGCCACAUGUAAUUUAGUGGUUACUGAUGCUAUGAAAGAGUAUCUAAUACAAUCAUUCGGUUUAAAGCCAGAAAAAAUUGCGGUACUUCAUGAUAGGCCAGCUAAUCAAUUCAAACCAUUAUCAGAAAAAGCUUCAAGGUCAACCCUAUUAACAAAUGAAAAUUUUAUUAAAUCAUAUAUUCCAAAAGAUUUUGAUCUAAGCAAAGGUGAUAAGAUAAUCGUAACAUCUACUUCAUUUACCCCUGAUGAAGAUUUGGGAGUAUUAAUAAAGGCUCUUAAGUUAUAUGAAAAGAACUGCGAGGAGAACAAACUCUUACCCAAAAUCUUAUGUUUUGUAACUGGUAAAGGUCCAUUAAAGUCUCAUUAUAUGCAUGAAGUAGAAAAAGAUAAUGAAGAAGGUGUAUGGAAGAGUGUGAAAAUAGAAUUUGUUUGGCUAAAAUCGGAGGAUUAUCCUAAGUUGUUACAAUUAUGUGAUUAUGGUGUAUCAUUGCAUACAUCGAGUUCAGGAUUGGAUUUGCCAAUGAAAAUAUUAGAUAUGUUUGGUUCUGGUAUUCCUGUAUUAGCAAUGGAUUAUCCAGUAUUAGCUGAAUUAGUCACUGAAGGAAAGAAUGGUUUGAAAUUCUCAAAUUCUAUUGAAUUAUGUAAUGAGCUUAUCAAGAUCAUCAAAGAUAAAUCUUUAGAUAUUAAUCUAAGGAAGAAUGCUAAAGAAGAAUCUAAAAUUAGAUGGGAAAAUAGUUGGGAGCCUGCCAUGAAAGAAUUAAAAAUUAUUCAUUAG